CCGGGUUAUCACGUGCUUUGUCUGCUGUCCGAAAGUAAAAAAACGGCCAAAUUGGAUAAUUAAGUCACUAUGGACUCAAUUGCUUGUCAAAUGGGGUGACAUAAAGUACAUACAAAAGUGUGAAACUAAUCAGAAAAAUAGAAAUUCUGAUGUUGGAAUCACCUUGCACACAGGAGGAUCUAUUCCCCUUGCAGAACAUUGUAGAAGAUAUUCGAACUAAAUUUGUAUUUAGGAGGCAAAGCAUGGUGUGUCUGCAGAACCAGAUAAGAUGUUCUUACAAACGCACACGAAGAAAGAAGACGGUUCAUUUGUGACCCCCAAAGCUCAGAAAGUCUAUGUGAGUGUACUAUAGCACUAUACAUAUUUUAUUAAAUACAUUAUUAUUAAAUCUAGUAUUGAGACCUAUCAUGAUUAUUUCAAUAGCUUACAAAUAUGAUGCAGAUGUGUCCUAUUGUUGUAAUUUUCUAAUAACCGUGUUACUGUUGUUUAUUGUGAUAACAACUAAUGUAAUUGUUUGGAAUGGUUGUUCAUUGUUGUUGGAGUACUAAUCCCUUUGGAGUGAUAUGGCAGGUAUUAAAUUUGUAUCUACUAUUUUUGUUUACUUCUUUGUCCCUCGUAUAAUUUAUUUAGUGAUCAAUUUACAUUACAUUGUUCCCAAUGGCAGUUUGUAGUCCUAUACAAAUAUGCUUUUAAUAUUAUAUUUCAUGUCUAGGAAUCGUUUGAGGAACUGAAGUCAAAAGACACAAAUGCUAAUGCUAAAGAGUUGUUGGAGGCCGCUGGCGGACAUACAAAGGGUGGAAGAGUAUCAGGUUUUGGUUCAGCUAGCGAUUUCUACUUCCCAAGCACAUCUACUUCUGAAGUUCCUUCACAGCAACCGUCAUAUGAUGACACUGUAUGGAAACACCGUUUGGCUGAAGUUGAAAGGUCCAACAUUGAGCUUAGAGAAUCAAACAAAGAGCUGAUGGAGUUUAAGGAAUCUGCAUCAGUUACUAUUGAAAAAUUGCAACGCUCUAUGAAUAUGCAUCAACAAUCAGCACAAGGUACCUUUACGAAUAUGUUUCCACCCCAAAGUAUACAUCACAGUUCCGUCAUGGGUUUUCUUCCUCACCAGCAACCUAGCUACAUUAAUGUCCUUCCUCAACAACCUCAAUUUGGGCCCUUCAUGAGUAUGCUAAUGCCACAAACUUCACAAGGCUUCAAUAUGAAGAAUAAUGGCCCUAAUCAGGAAGACAAUGCAUGCCAAGAUGAGGAAGAUGAACAUGUUUAGUCUUUGUAUUUCAAACCAAAUAUAUGUUGUUUUUGUGAUUCAGUAUGUGCUUGUUAGUUGUUAUUGUGUUGAAUAUUGACUUCAUGAUUAUAUUUUGGAUUUCGUUGAGUUAAAAUAUGCAAUUGCUAUUGUUUACUGCUUAUUUAGGUAUAAUUAAAAAUUAUGCAUUUGAGAAGUGGUUUAACAGGGAACUGAUUGGUUACAUAUACG
Messenger RNA from Cuscuta epithymum, 1477 nucleotides. The record is from the annotation of a GenBank genome assembly. NCBI's taxonomy places the organism in Eukaryota, Viridiplantae, Streptophyta, Magnoliopsida, Solanales, Convolvulaceae.